Molecule: messenger RNA, 1035 nt
Organism: Planococcus citri (citrus mealybug)
Lineage: Eukaryota; Metazoa; Arthropoda; Insecta; Hemiptera; Pseudococcidae
Product: integrin alpha-5-like
Exons: 6
Coding region: 90-755 (221 amino acids)
Biological process (GO): cell-cell adhesion; cell-matrix adhesion; cell adhesion mediated by integrin
Cellular component (GO): integrin complex; external side of plasma membrane
Molecular function (GO): integrin binding
Source: RefSeq, a predicted model, not a curated record
GUUGUUUGGUUGGAAAUAACAUCUCAAAAAACUGGCGAUGAGCGGUUGAUUCUGUGUUGUGCGGUUUUUGAUUUCAUUAUUUCCCCAAGAUGUUAAUUGGUUACGAAGCUCGCGAUACUGGACUUUUUUGGAAAAUAUUGAGCGGGAGUUUCGUUAUUAUCGCGGUUGUAUUCUCGUUUCCCGGCGCUUUUGCGUUCAACUUGGAUUUGAGUUCUCAUGUUACCUACAAUGGGCCACCAAAUUCCUUUUUUGGAUUCUCUGUGGCAGGAUAUAUUGAUAACAGUAAUAAAAGCUUAGUACUCAUCGGAGCACCACAAGAUACAGACACACUCGAAGGACCAGAUUAUAAAGGAGGUUCUGUAUAUAUCUGUGAUGCGGAUGCGCCGAAUAACUGCCAAAAAGCGAAAUUUUCCGAUAAGCCAAAAUUUCCAAACCAGAAUCUAACACAACAAUGGCUAGGCGCAACUUUGACAAGUAGUGGAUCCAGGGGAAUCGUAGUGGUAUGUGCUCCAAGAUACUGGAUUAAAAAUAAUGAGUAUUCCAGCCCCACUGGAUUCUGUUACUACACACCAAACAAAGGACAACUAAAUUUCAGCGAGUUUUACAAUCCUUGUAUACCUACCACCAUUAAAGAUACAAGCCAUGUAGGUUUAGGUUUCAGUCAGGCUGGUUUCAGUGCUGCGAUAGCAAAAGAUUCAGGAAGAUUUUACGUAGGAGCAGUAGGCACUUAUAGUUGGAAAGGUAAUAUACUUUAAAAUAUAAUAAAUAAUAUGAGUACGGACGGAUGAGCACUCAUUUAAGAUGACAGAACUGUGAGAAAAAGAUUGAAAAUGUAUCCACUAAUCAAGGCGAACACGAACAUGUCGGCUAUUUGAAAAAUGAACACUUUGGGGAAGAAACAAUACAUAAUAAUUUCAACGAAGUGAAGGUCAAAAUUUUCAAUUUUUGUAAUUUAUUUUUGCACAACUUUUUCCUGUUUUUUUUUUUUUAGAAAUUUUCAACGAAUUUAUAACUUUUUUCACAACUCUGUAAGUA